GUAGGGCCUAGCUAUUAUGUAUUUAUAUUAUCUAUGUCACGGUGCACUCAUUACAAGCUGUGCUUUCUGAGUUGCUGCAUGCCUCUAUUGUUUUAUUCAAGUUCUUGCUCUUAUCGUUGGAAAUAAAUGUACUUUCAUUCAUCUAUCCAUCACUGACUGAAAAACAGACUAAGCUAGUAAAGAAGUUAGAGAUCGAAUGGUCAUGCGAAUUCAUAUUGUUAAUGUUGCACUGCUUAAAAGUGGCCGUCUGAUCAGCUGUUCCAGUAUUUUCUUAAGACAAACUUUCAUAAUUUCAGUGAUCUGUGAGAACAGUUACUGCCAUGGAAGGAGGGGAUAAUCAAAAGGAUGAUGCAACAUCCGAGAGUCUUAAACUGCAGGAAGAACUACAAGAUAUACAAUCAUCAGGUGACCAAAGCAGCAGUGAGCAAGCCACCAAGGAAGGAACUGAAACAGAUCAUAUGAUUCCAAAUAUCAAAGAAGAGAAUGCAGCCUCUUCAACUUCAACUGGAGAAGAAAAAUUGGCUGCAGAUAAUUCUUCCCAUUGUGACACAGAAGACAAUACAGAUGAGGUGAUAGACAAGAGACAAGGUUCCGAUGAUGAAGGCUCAAAGGAUGUCGAUGAGGAUGAAGAUAUGGAAGGAGAAGAUGAAGGGACCAAACAUCAGGGACGGGAGGGAGAAUUCACAUCUGAGAUAUUCAAAAUCAUGCUGAGAAAUCUACCAACAAGAUUUGGGUUUCAGCAAUUACGGAAGAUGUUAGCAGGUCUACAGCUCAAGCCAAAGAAGUUGAAAGCUCUUAGAAAUAAGGAUUAUGCCUUUGUUACUUUUUCAUGUGAGGAGGACAGACAGAAAGCAAUGGAAGUUCUCAACAAGCAUGUAUGGAAAGGAAGACGAUUAUCAGCUAAGUUUGCCAAGCCAAAUGAGGAUCCUAUGGUAGCUCUGAAACGCAAACAAGAGAAUCAAGGAGGAGGGGGCAAGAAGACCAAAGGGGAUCAAGAUACUGAUGAAGAUCUUCCAAUAGAAGAUAGAUUAAACAAUGCAGUCACUCCUCUGUGGAAACAAGAUUACCAGGAUCAACUCAAGGAAAAGCGGCAAAUCAAAGAAGAUUUAUUAAGAAGGCUUGCCAUAAUGUUCUUCAAUGAUAUACCUGCAAUGCGUACUCACAUCAGUGAACAGAGGGAGAAAUAUGAUGGCUUAUGUUGUCAACUGGAAGAUAUUAAACCAUCGCCUAUAGUGACCGGUUAUCGGAACAAGUGUGAAUUCUCAAUUGGAAAAAAUCCAGAUGGAGAAGAAAAAACUGUCGGUUUUCGUCUUGGUCUAUAUAAAGGUGGUCAGAUAUCAGUAGUGAAUCCAUCUGCAUGUCCCAAUGUACCAGGAAAUUCCAAAGCUGUUGUCCAAUCCUUCCAGACCUAUAUUAGACAGUCUAGUCUUUCUGCAUAUGACCCCAUGACCCAUAGAGGACACUGGAAGAUGUUAACGGUCAGAACGACCCAAGGGUCAGGGGUCAUGGCCAUGGUAACCUUUCAUCGGCAGUCCCUCGCUGAGGAUGAUGUGGAGAAAGAGAAGCAGAAGCUUGCUGAAUAUUUUGGAGAAGGGGAAGGAAAGUCUUGCGGCAUCACCUCUCUUUUUGUGCAUGUGCAGUGGCAAGGGGACAAAAAUGCCAUUAAGUUUGAUCAUAUUCACGGAGAUCGUUACAUCACUGAGGACUUACUGCAGUUGAAGUUCAAAAUAUCCCCCGAAGCUUUCUUUCAAGUGAAUACACCAGCAGCUGAGCUUCUUUACACAACAAUAGGUGACUGGGCUCAAGUCACUAAAAUAACAACACUUCUAGAUAUCUGCUGUGGUACUGGAACAAUAGGAAUCUCUCUCGCCAAGAGAGUAGAUAAGGUGAUUGGAGUAGAAAUGACCGGACAGGCUGUAGAAAACGCUAAAGAGAAUGCUGCAAUAAAUGGUGUGGACAAUGCAACAUUCUACUGUGGCAAAGCAGAAGACCUAUUGCCAGGGAUUACCAAUAGGCUUCAUAACAGUCUUGAUGUCGUAGGAAUUGUAGACCCACCCAGGGCAGGAUUACAUCAACGUGUUGUCCAAGCAAUCAGAAGAUGCCCAAAGUUAAAUCGUCUCAUUUAUGUAUCGUGUGAUGCAAAGCAAGCCUCCAACAAUUUUCUGAAUUUGUGCAGAUCAAUGUCAAAGAAGCAGAAAGGAGUUCCGUUCACAUUAGUCAAGGCAAUCCCAGUCGACCUGUUUCCACACACAAGCCAUUGUGAGCUGGUUCUGCUCUUUGAGAGAAACCUCGGUAAAAAGAUUGACACCAACAGCAAUAGCUCAUCUUCAUAGUAACAAGCUAAUCACGGUUCCGAUGGUAGAUACAAUUGCAAAAUUAACAAGAGUUAUAACUCUUUAAAAAUGGACCCAAGGAUUUUUCAUCACUAUAUCAUUUGCAUAGCUUCAUUGAAUGAAGGUGAUGCCAAAGGCAUUGAUAUAAUUGACAGCAAAAUAUAAACAAAUCUUAAUCAUAGCAAUGAUAGCAGACUUAAAUACAUUAGCAUUAAUCUGGUUAUAUUCACCUGUAUUCAUCUCAAUCCUAUGUGCCUUUGGUGAGGUCUACAAUAACAGCCACUAAACCAGACAUUGAUAUUGACAUCAGAACACUAGAGGAAUAGGGAUGAGAUCAUGAGACAUAUUUUAAAAAAUAUAUUGCAUAAUGCCUGUUUAUGCUCUGCAUGACAUACAUGUAUCAAAUCGUAGACUUCCUGCAAGAAGGGACCUAAAUGUGACGUCAUUAUGAUGUAAUAAGCAAAAAAUUCUAACGUGCUUUAUGCAUAUAGAUGCGUCCUUUUUCUGGAAUCUGGAUCGCGCACUCACAUUUGCGACUUUUUUUCCGGGAACUAGAUCAGUGGAUUGCGUAUUUUUCUUCCCGGAAAAAGGGCAUACAGUAUUCAUUCUUAAGAUUAGAAACCGUUAAGAGAGUUUUAAAUAAAAUAUCAAUUAAGAAAAAAUCUUGCUUUGUCAGAAAAUUUGAGAAUUAGGACAGAAAAUAAUACGCUAGCUGCUAAAAGCACAAAAACAAGGUCAAAACAUAAUCUGCGUUUUCUCGAAAAUGUAUGUUUUGCGCAUGUGUGCGCUUAGUCCCUUCUUGCGGGAACUUGACAAAAUGAUGAAUGGAUUGGCCAGUGGUGGACACAUAUGUAUUGGGGAAUAGGCAUGCACCAAAUAACACUGGACAGUUCCCCCCCCCCCCCAUCUAGGAAUGGUGAUGACUACCGUAUUUGUGUUUGUCAGAUUUUCGUGGAAGAAAUUUGUUGAUCCAUCCUACAUAACUGGACCAUUUUCUAGGGGGGAGGGCUUCUUCAUUGACCCCCAUAUUUCAUGAAAUCCUUGAUCUGGCCACAACCCUGUAUAUGUACAUGUAUGCCGUACCAAAUGAAACUUUGAAUAUAUUGUAUUGCUUUGCUUUUUUUUAUUUAGGGAUUCACUAAUGAAUACCUGUAACAAAUAGAAUUCAGAAUUAAA
Lytechinus pictus (painted urchin) is the source of this 3509-nucleotide messenger RNA. Its product is annotated as tRNA (uracil-5-)-methyltransferase homolog A-like. Gene Ontology annotation, biological process: RNA processing. Bases 321 to 2333 code for a protein of 670 amino acids. Lineage: Eukaryota; Metazoa; Echinodermata; Echinoidea; Temnopleuroida; Toxopneustidae. Gene Ontology annotation, molecular function: RNA methyltransferase activity; RNA binding. The record is from RefSeq and is a predicted model, not a curated record. The transcript has 17 exons.